Molecule: messenger RNA, 4893 nt
Organism: Cydia splendana
Lineage: Eukaryota; Metazoa; Arthropoda; Insecta; Lepidoptera; Tortricidae
Gene: stc
Product: protein shuttle craft
Exons: 18
Coding region: 352-4410 (1352 amino acids)
Biological process (GO): negative regulation of transcription by RNA polymerase II
Cellular component (GO): nucleus
Molecular function (GO): DNA-binding transcription factor activity, RNA polymerase II-specific; zinc ion binding; RNA polymerase II transcription regulatory region sequence-specific DNA binding
Source: RefSeq, a predicted model, not a curated record
UCGUUUUUAAUACAGCCUCGAACGGUCGCGUACUGUCAACGUCAAGCAGUCGUCAACGUUGACCUCCUACCCCUCAUCCGAUUCCGAUCAUCUUGUCAUACCGCUUAAGUUUUUGCAAUAAAUUCAAUUUAUUUCGUUUCUUUUCUUUCAACUUAUAGUAAUUCAUAUACAAAUAAAAGUGCUCAACAAACCAAGCUAGUGACUUGGUAGCACUCAAAAUCCGAGGCCUCAGGCCUCGGCCUGUGGUCACACAUCCUUAAACUAUAAAACAAACCGCAAAAACCCUUUAAAUUCUUCGUGGCAAUUCACCCCUCCUUUAUAAUUUCGCAAUAUUUUUCUACCGUCGUUAAGAUGUCUCAGUGGAACAACUCUUAUCCUUACAACCAGGAUUACCAGGGCUCCAACACCUGGAAUGGUGAAUUAGGCAAUCAAUAUUCAAAUCAACAGUACUAUCCCCCCACACAACCUACUUACGAACAACCUAACCAGUAUGUAAACUUUCAAGAGUUUCUCUCUCAAAUGCAAGGCGGUAACGCCGCCGCGACAAGUUCUGCCUCAUACAGCAACACUCAGUAUCAAAACUACCCUAGCAACCAGUAUGAAUACCAAAACAUGCCUUCAACUUCUCAAAAUCCAUACUAUCCAACAUCAACUGCUGUUAAUAGUACAGAUCUCCAAACAUCACAUAGCCAAAUGAAUGUAUCAGAACCUAGCUAUAGCAAUCAAAUGGUAUUCAAAUCAAAUCUCACAGCAACAGCAACAGAAUUUGUGCCAAAGGGAACUCAGAAGCCACCAAGUCCUCCAGAAGACUCUUCCAAUUACAAUGGGCUGUCGGAAAGUAAGGAUAAUACUGCCGGAAACUGGAGAGAAAAGUCUUCCCAACCAAGUAGUUCCCGUAGCUUAAAUGAACCUCGAAAUGAUCAGGAAUCAAAGAAAAGACCAGAAAAAGACCGCAGGCGGCGUAAUGAAGGUCGUAACAAUAAUUUAAGUAGUCAAAUUGAACCUGAUAGUCAAUACAAUGAGCUUAAUAGUCAAAAUGAUCCUGAUGGUGGUGAAUAUGAAUCAAAUACUUAUAGUUAUGAUUCUAAUAAACAUAGUGCUGAGUGUAGCAAUCGUAAUAAUGAAGGCACCAGUCGAAAAUAUGACUCAAAUAAAAGUGGCCGUAAAAAUGAGUCCAGCCGUAACAAUGAGUCCAGCCGUAACAAUGAGAGCAGCCGAAACUAUGACUCCAACAGUUACAAUAAAGAAUCAAGCAGUCGGAAUAAUGAUUCUGACCGUAACCAUGACUCUCAAGACCGUAACCACUCAAAUAGGAAUACAGAUUCUGAUGCCCGGCACUAUGAGUCUAGCAGUCGUAACAAUGAUGGCAACAGCCGCAGCUACGACUCAAAAAAACGCUACGAAUACAAUAAUCGUAAUUAUGACUCUAGCAAUCGUGAGAGAGAUGGCGGCAGUCGCAACUACGAAUCAAAUAGUCGAAAUUACGAUUCUAACAAUCGAAGCCAAGACAGCAACCGUGGUGCUGACUCAGGGCGCUCCGACUAUAACCGUCGCGACUUCAACGGCCGCGACAGUGACUACAAUAGUCGUAAUAACGACUACAAUCAGGAUCGUGAAUACGGUCGUAACCAGGACUUUAAUAGUCGUGACUACGGCCGUGGCUACGACUCUCGUUACGACAGAGGAAAUAAAAAGUCUAAAAGUAAAGAAGCUGAUAAUAGAACUUACUAUAACAGUACAGCUAAGGGUAGUCAGGACGUCAGGAGUGGGAGAGCGGAGCGAGGAGAAGCCUCGGGCAGGAGUAGGAACUGGCCGGGAAGCCAGCGGGUGAGGCCGACGGAAAGAGCUGAUGAUGAGCAGUUUGCUAAAGGUUAUCUGGAUAAUCGGGAGGAUCGGUAUGCUAAAGGCUCAAGAUCAGAAACCACUUUUAGUCCAAGGAACAGGAAUAAGCAAAUAGAUCAUGGUGGGAACGUAGACCUGACCCAACGGGAGCGUCUCUCCGAGCAACUAGACAAGGGAACGUUGGAAUGUCUGGUGUGCUGCGAGAGAGUGAAGCAGAUAGACCCAGUGUGGUCGUGCGGCAACUGCUACCAUGUGCUGCAUCUCCGCUGCAUCAGGAAGUGGGCCAUGAGCAGCAUCAUAGAGGGAAAAUGGCGCUGCCCUGCCUGUCAGAACACGAGCUCCGAGCUUCCCUCGGAGUACCGCUGCAUGUGCGGCGCCGUGCGGAGCCCCGACUACCAGCGUGGGCAGCAUGGAGCCCACACAUGCGGACAGACGUGUCAGCGGCCCCGCUCCUGCCCCCACCCGUGCACGCUGCCGUGCCACCCCGGGCCCUGCCCGCCCUGCCAAGCCACCGUCUCCAAGCAAUGUGGCUGCGGCGCUGAAACCCGCUCCGUCCUCUGCAGCAGCAAGUUACCUCAAGUCUGCGGCCGAGUGUGUUCCCGUAAACUGGAGUGUGGCGUGCACUCGUGCGAGAAGGAGUGCCACGAGGGGCCGUGCGACGCUUGUGGGGCCUCCGUCGAGCAAGUGUGCCACUGCCCAGCCGCGAUGUCGCGCUCCGUGCCGUGCUGCGCGGCCACCGGGGCGUCCGCGACGUGGUCGUGCGGCGCCUCGUGCUCGCGCGUGCUGGCGUGCGGCGCGCACGUGUGCCGCGCGCGCUGCCACGCCCCGCCCUGCCAGCCCUGCGCGCUGCUGCCCGCCAGCGUGCUCACGUGCCCCUGCGGCCGGACCAAGUUACCUAAAGACAAGCGCAAGUCCUGCACGGACCCGAUACCAUUGUGCGGGAAUAUCUGCGCCAAGCCGCUCCCGUGCGGACCGGAAGGCGACAGGCACUUCUGCAAACUGGAGUGCCAUGAAGGUGCCUGCCCUGUAUGUCCGGAUAAGACCCUGCUGCCAUGCCGCUGCGGCCACUCCAGCCGCGAGGUGCCCUGCUCCGACCUUCCACAGAUGCUGGACAAUGUCUUCUGUCAGAAAAAGUGUAACAAGAAAUUGUCCUGCGGCCGGCACCGCUGCCGCGACUGCUGUUGCGCCGCCACAACACACCGCUGCGGCGUCGUGUGCGGCCGCACGCUGGCUUGCCAGCUGCACCGCUGCGAGCAGUUCUGCCACACCGGCCACUGCCCGCCCUGUACCCGCGCCAGUUUCGAAGAGCUAAGCUGCGAGUGCGGCGCCGAGGUGAUCCUCCCGCCGGUGCCGUGCGGCGCCAAGCGGCCCGCCUGCAGCGCGCCGUGCCGCCGGCCGCGGGGCUGCGGCCACCCGGCGCUGCACGCCUGCCACUCCGGCCCCUGCCCGCCCUGCGUCGUGCUCACGGCCAAGCGCUGCCACGGCCAACACGAGGAACGCAAAACGAUCCCAUGCUCACAAGAAGAGUUCUCGUGCGGGCUGCCGUGCGGCAAACCUCUGCCUUGCGGCAAGCAUACUUGCCAGAAGACGUGCCACAAAGGCCCGUGCGACGCCGGCAAAUGCACUCAGCCAUGCAACGAGAAGCGCCCAAGCUGCGGCCACCCGUGCGCCGCUCCGUGCCACUCGGGCGACAGCGACAAAGCUGACAAGGGUGACAAAGCUGACAAGGGCGACAAAGCUGACAAGGGCGACAAAGCCGACAAGCCAGCUUGUCCGAGCAGCGCUCCGUGCCGCAAGCUCGUGCGAGCUACCUGCCCGUGCGGGAGGCGAACUGCCGAACGAUCGUGUCACGAAAACGCUCGAGAUCUAGCGAAAAUAAUGAGUGCGUUGGCCGCGUCGAAGAUGCAAGAUGGCGGUUCUGUGGAUUUGUCGGAAGUUCAGCGCCCCGCCUCCAUGCUCAAAACAUUGGAAUGCGACGACGAGUGCCGAGUGGAGGCGCGCACUCGGCGCCUCGCGCUGGCGCUGCAGAUCCGCAACCCGGACGUGUCGGCCAAGCUGCAGCCGCGCUACAGCGACCACGUGCGCGCGCUCGCCGCCCGAGAGCCCACCUUCGCGCGGCAGGUGCACGACAAGCUCACCGAGCUAGUGCAGCUCGCCAAGAAGUCGAAACAAAAGACACGCGCCCACUCGUUCCCGUCGUGCAACUGGCAGAAACGUCAGUUCAUACACGAGAUGUGCGAGCAGUUCGGCUGCGAGUCUGUCGCGUACGACGCCGAACCGAAUCGCAACGUCGUCGCCACCGCCGACAAGGAGAAGUCGUGGCUGCCAGCUAUGAGCGUGCUGGAGGUGCUGGCGCGCGAGAACGGCAAGCGGCGCGUGCCCGGCCCCGUGCUGCGCGCGCCGGCCGCCGCCGCCGCCGCCGCCGCCGGCGCGAACAAUAAGUCGGGCAGCGGCUGGGCGACGCUAACGUCAACCAACGCGUGGGCGGCGCGCGCGCAGAAGGCCGAGCAACAACAACAACAAACCAAGCCCAAGAUAGACUACUUCGACAACCCGCCCGACAACUAGACACGUAAUGCACCCUGUAUACUGUGGGAAAUAUUUCUUAGUUGGGUGCACAGACAAGACAUCCUCCAGACUGAGCAUAGUCGCACUACCCCCUCUGCCACAUCAAAUUGUCUUUGUGUGACGCCCGUGUCUUUGAACGGACCAAUCACGGCUCACCUCGUCCCCCGCACCCCAGUAUUUUUGGCAGCAUCGGUUUCAUGAAAUAAUUGCUCUAAACUCCGUCUAGAGGAUUGGGUCUAGUCUAUGGUUGGGUAAAUCAACUUUUUUUGUGUUGUUAUCCUGUCCCGUUGUCCAAGGGACAUUAGUGGCUCACUUUGUUCGAAGAGAUGUUGUAUACCGUUCUGUCAACAUAGUAGAUGGCCCAUUAUGGAAAUUGGUUAUAAGUACCAUAAAAAUCCAUGUUUCAUACAUUUAAGUAACAUAAAAUUAGGAUUUCAAGAGUAUUUUGUCCCCGUCUAAUGAACUUAUUUACAAAAUGGCGGC